Molecule: messenger RNA, 1167 nt
Organism: Chelmon rostratus (copperband butterflyfish)
Lineage: Eukaryota; Metazoa; Chordata; Actinopteri; Chaetodontiformes; Chaetodontidae
Gene: valopa
Product: vertebrate ancient long opsin a
Exons: 5
Coding region: 4-1167 (387 amino acids)
Biological process (GO): visual perception; G protein-coupled receptor signaling pathway
Cellular component (GO): photoreceptor outer segment; membrane
Molecular function (GO): G protein-coupled receptor activity
Source: RefSeq, a predicted model, not a curated record
ACAAUGGAUACUUUAAGUCUGUCGGUGAACGCGGUGUCCUACACGGUGGCAGCUGAACUCUCCACUACCGAUGACCCGUUCAAUGGACCCAUCAAGAACAUCGCGCCGUGGAACUUCACCGUCCUGGCCGUGCUUAUGUUUGUGGUCACCUCGCUGUCUCUGAGCGAAAAUUUCCUUGUCAUGUUUGUCACUUUCAAGUUCAAACAACUCAGACAGCCCCUGAACUAUAUAAUAGUUAACUUGGCCAUCGCUGACUUUCUGGUCUCCCUCACCGGUGGAGUAAUAAGUUUCCUGACCAACGCCAGGGGUUAUUUCUUCCUUGGGAAGUGGGCUUGCGUCUUGGAAGGGUUUGCUGUUACUUUUUUCGGUAUCGUGGCCCUGUGGUCCCUUGCCGUUCUGUCCUUCGAACGAUUCUUUGUGAUCUGCCGGCCUCUGGGGAACAUCCGCCUGCAAGCGAAGCAUGCGAUCCUGGGUCUGCUGUUUGUGUGGACCUUCUCCUUCAUCUGGACCUUCCCUCCCGUGCUAGGCUGGAACAGAUACACUGUAAGCAGGAUCGGAACCACCUGUGAACCUGACUGGUGUUCAACCAACAUGAUAGAUCACAGCUACAUCAUCACUUUCUUCGCCACCUGUUUCAUUCUGCCUCUUGGAGUUAUAUUUUUCUGCUAUGGAAAGCUCCUGCGGAAGCUCAGGAAGGUAUCUCAUGGUCGUCUGGCCACCGCCAGGAAGCCUGAGCGCCAGGUGACCCGUAUGGUGGUGGUGAUGAUCGUGGCGUUCAUGGUGGGCUGGACGCCAUACGCGGCCUUCUCCAUCCUGGUCACAGCUCAUCCAACCAUUGAACUUGACCCCAGGCUGGCUUCCAUCCCUGCCUUCUUUUCCAAGACAGCUGCUGUCUACAACCCAAUCAUCUACGUCUUCAUGAACAAGCAGUUUCGGAAGUGCCUAAUCCAGCUCUUCACCGGCAUGGGGACCAUCCCAGACAGCAACUUGAACCAGACCUCCGAGCGACCUGGGAUUACUGCAGAGAGUCAAACAGGAGAAAUGUCGGCCAUUGCGGCGCGCAUCCCUGUGGGUGGCACUGCGUCACCCAGGUCUGACGAUUCUCCAACCGACUGUGGCUCAUUUGCUCAGCUGCCUAUCCCAGAAAACAAAGUGUGUCCGAUGUAG